Exophiala aquamarina CBS 119918 is the source of this 1629-nucleotide messenger RNA. RefSeq lists its product as uncharacterized. The transcript has a single exon. Gene Ontology annotation, molecular function: hydrolase activity. The record is from RefSeq and is a predicted model, not a curated record. NCBI's taxonomy places the organism in Eukaryota, Fungi, Ascomycota, Eurotiomycetes, Chaetothyriales, Herpotrichiellaceae. Bases 1 to 1629 code for a protein of 542 amino acids.
AUGGACAUAACUCCAGUGGGACUUUUUCAUGCCUAUGCUCUCCAAUUGCCAAGUCUAACGCUCAACACGCUUCUAGCCGCCGUCGGAUAUUCUGAAAAUCGCACACACCAGGAUUUUUUGACGGAGCUGAUUACGCUCUGGGCACGUCCUGCUCUGUGCACACCGGCAGCGCUGCUGAAGUCGCAGCGAGUGUUCAGUUUUGACUAUGGCGUUUGGGGUCGCAUGUGGAUAAGCAAAUGGACACUCCCUGUUGAUCAGGCGCCCAUAGACACCGUCAGAGAGCAAGAGGAGCUGGUUCAGAAUGACACCAAGAAAGGCAACAGCCGAGCUGAGACAGGUAUGAGCCUGCAGAAAGCAGUCGAAGUCGCCAUGCUGGAGCUCGGGGGCCAGAAUUCAGAAUGCAAAAGAUCCCUUCCCCUCAAACCCUCGAUGCCGAACCUCCACCCUGUACAAACCGAAUGGACAGCUUACCGGCGCAACGUUUCUAAUCUGGCGAUCCGCCCUGAUCUCUCAGAAAAGGAAAUGUACAAGGCAAUGAUGGAAGAUACUGAUGCAUCCGGCCCGACAAUUCUUUAUUUUCAUGGUGGCGCACACUGUCUAAUGGACCCAGUCACUCACCGAUGGCCAACAUCCAUGCUGAGCCAGAAAUCGGAUGGGCGUGUACUUUCUGUCCGCUACAGGCUAGCACCGCAGCAUAUUUUCCCAGCGGCGCUUCUGGACGCUCUAUCGGCUUAUUUGGCGCUGAUUGCACCUCCGCAGAAUGCCUUCCACGAAGCCGUUUCUCCUUCUCAGAUCGUCUUGGCAGGAGACUCUUCUGGCGGUGGCCUAGCAGCAUCUCUUCUUCUUCUACUACAGACUCUGUGCAGACAUAAGCACAGUGUAGCAUUUCACGAUAAGGUUGUCACCAUUCCGGAUCCUGUGUGCGCUGGUCUGGCUGUCACAUCACCCUGGCUCGACAUAACGCGGAGUCUUCCAUCAACGAGAGUGAAUGCUCGAUGGGAUAUCAUUGCUCCACCGCCACCUAUAGACCAAAAUCCUACGCCAGCCUUCCCGCCUGAUGCUAUAUGGCCUGUAUCUCCACCACGGGUGGAAACAUACUGCUCUGCCCAGGUGUGCAUACAUCCACUGGUGUCGCCGCUUGCUGCGCAGCGUCAUCAUUGGCGGGGUGUUCCACCUGUCUAUGUCUCUGUCGGCUGGGAGGGAAUGCAGGAUGAGGCUGAAGUAUUUGCACGACGAGUUUUCGGCGGAGAUCCCGAUCGGCAGAUUGUGAUUUUCGACGGCUACGAAGGAAUGCCACAUUGCUUUGCCAUGUUUCCAUGGAACUGGGCAGGAAGAAAAGCUAUGGAGAAAUGGGCAGAGUUCAGUAGAAACGUUGUUCAAACUGCUGCGAUGAGAAGGACAGACGUGGGGACUUGGACCAACAGUAAGACUAAAGAGGUCAAAGAAAUCAGGCUGAGUGACUUAGCGCUAAGCAGUGCUGGAUGCUGGUAUCAAAGGGAACAGCUACAUGAUCAUGUAGUUGACGCAAGGCUGGAAAAAGGGCGAAAGUGGAGAAUAGACUUGGAGAGCGAGAUUCUUCAGCAAUGGAAAAGAGAGAGAAAUCAUAGUGUUAUCGGCGGGGUGCAAUAG